Messenger RNA from Plasmopara halstedii, 270 nucleotides. Its product is annotated as crinkler family protein. Bases 1 to 270 code for a protein of 89 amino acids. The transcript is spliced from 2 exons. The record is from RefSeq and is a predicted model, not a curated record. Lineage: Eukaryota; Oomycota; Peronosporomycetes; Peronosporales; Peronosporaceae.
AUGCCGAUUGACUUGUCUACCUUGGAUCCUCAAGUUCAAUUAAAAAUGUGGAAGUCAGUUGUCAGAGUUUUUUCAGAAGUUGAGUGUUCAGGAACAGCAGUGGUUGUGGAUGAAACGUCGACGCACUUGUAUCUGCUGACGAACUUGUACAUAAGUCAAUCGGUAUCUGAGAUGCCACCCCCAAAUGAAAACAUGUUAUGGACGCUAAUGCUGCAAAGCAACCACGUCUUCACGGACGGCAGCGAUGCAAUUGUUGUCUAUUUUGGAUAA